CUCUUGUCGUCGUCGUUUAUUUGCCUGGGAUAUUAAUUGAGAGGCGUCUCCUUUCAUCCUUCAUUUUAUUCUCUGGUUCUGCAAUCAUCAGAGCCCAUUCGUUCCUGUUCCUGAUCCAGCCCCCCCUCCGGCAGUACAGGGAAAAAAAAAAGCUUCCUACUCCGCACCGAACUUUCCAUCAGCAACUCUUCCCACCGACAUCGACCUACGAAUCCUACAGUCACAAUGAAGGUCUUUUCCAACGCAGUCACCUUCAACUACUCGUGGGAUGAGGUAUCUUCAGCCAACUGGCGAAAGUACGGGCCCUGGAACAACAAGUCGGAGCACGUCAUUGCCGUCGACACCCUCUCACGCGACGUCGACGCCGAGACGGGCAUCCUCCGCACCGAGCGCCUGAUCACCUGCAAGCAGUCAGUCCCCGACUGGAUCAAGACCAUUGUUGGCAGCACCGGUGACGAGAGCUUCGUCUACGAGGCCAGCUAUGUCGACCCCGUCAACCGCACCGUCACUAUGGUGAGCCAGAACCUGACGUGGAGCAACCUCGUCAACGUACAAGAGGAGGUCAUCUACAAGCCCCUGGGCGACCACCAGACCCAGUUCAUCCAAACGGCCAACAUCACCGCCCUGUGCGGUGGCUGGCAGCGCAUCAAGAACAGCAUCGAGGACACCCUGGUGCAUCGCUUCAAGGAGAACGCUGCCAAGGGCCGCGAGGGCUUUGAGCGUGUUCUCCUGAUGAGCCGAAAGGCCUUUGCCGAGGAGAAGGCGCGCCAGCUGAUGCUGUAAAAAAGGCAUACGCCUCAUCCCGCCGCCCGCUCCCCUAUGUUCCCUCACCGCAACCUCACACACUCUCUGAGGCUUGCGCACGACCCAUCUCCACUACUCUCAAAGACCUGUUACUGUUACACUACAGCAAAACCUGAGCUUUUUACGACGACACGGCAAUUGUAUACUUUGGCGCGAAAAAAAAAAGGGGAAAGAGAGGAUUCUUUUUUGAAGCAUUUGCAUAUUGGUCAAGGCGUUUAGAGGGGGUUCCAAAAAGUUUUUUUUUUACGAAAAGAGCUGAAGCAAACUUUUCUUUCUUUCUCUUCGCUCUCUGUUUUCACGGGCAAACAAAGCUCGUACUUGAUUUCUUGGAGUUGUUCGGUUUAUACCCCCGGUCUAUUAGACAGUCGAGAGCAUGUGAGCCCCGGGGAAUGGCCCCGGGCUCAACGCCUAGAACGGGCUUUCUUGAUAGAGUCACUGAUUAGAAUAAUUGAUCAAAGACGAAACGUUAAUGAACUCUUGAUUUGGUUUCA
This is a messenger RNA of Fusarium vanettenii 77-13-4, 1295 nucleotides long. RefSeq lists its product as uncharacterized. Lineage: Eukaryota; Fungi; Ascomycota; Sordariomycetes; Hypocreales; Nectriaceae. Bases 226 to 783 code for a protein of 185 amino acids. The transcript has a single exon. Gene Ontology annotation, biological process: phospholipid transport. Gene Ontology annotation, cellular component: mitochondrial intermembrane space. Gene Ontology annotation, molecular function: phosphatidic acid transfer activity. The record is from RefSeq and is a predicted model, not a curated record.